Scatophagus argus is the source of this 2211-nucleotide messenger RNA. It is a transcript of the gene pnhd, whose product is annotated as pinhead. Lineage: Eukaryota; Metazoa; Chordata; Actinopteri; Scatophagidae. The coding region runs from base 1068 to 2024 and encodes 318 amino acids. The transcript has 7 exons. The record is from RefSeq and is a predicted model, not a curated record.
UACAUAAUUAAAUCAAGUAAUUAACAAGUAAUCUGGGUUUUACGAGGAUUAUGAUAGAAUUUCAAUAAGAUUUGUUGUAACUUCGUGAAAGGAAUCGGCAAUUGAAACCUGUUGUGGGCGUCACCUUAAUCAAGGAGUCUGAGUGCUGAUGGCCCUGUGAGCGAUGAUCCGUUGAUCCCGCUGAAAUGAGGGGAUCACAUCAACACUUCAAAGAAGGACUAACACCCGAUUAAGACAUGAAUGGGGAAUCAAUAUCAAUAAAAAAGCUAAACUUCUUUCCUUUGAGUAAUAUAAAAUAAGGCUUUUUAAUCUGAAAAAAGAACAAAAAUAUAAUUAUUUAAGUAAGCAACCUUAAAGGAAAUCAAAGCAUUUAGAUUUCCACUUUCGAUGAGAUGCAUUCUGGGUGCUUCUUUUGCCAAGUUUAAUUCAUAAUAAUAUAUAAACAGAGAUCGGCAUGUCUGAAAACAUGUUACAUAUAGAGUAUGUCAUUCUAAUUCUUAACCUAGCCUCUGUCCUCUGAAGAGAAACUGAGAUUUGAAGGGCAGCUCUGAGGGGUCUGACCAUUUGGUGUCAUGUUGAAUAAACACAAAGGUGCUGGAGUUUUCUAAAGAGGAGGCUCAGGCCCCCACGCUGAUCCUGUUUGUGUGUUUGGGCCAGGUUUUGUUUUAAGUCGGGGGUGUUAAACACCUUCCCCCUGAGAUAAAAGAUGAUUAAUGCCUUUGAAUGAGCGACGCUUUAAUGGCUCAAGGCUACUUAAGCACUUCAUUAGGGUGAGCUCGGGCCUGUCGACACACUCGAGCCACUGCGACCCUCGCAGCGAAAACAGAAAAGCUGCAGAGAGUUCCUUUGAAGUGGCCAGUGCUUGUAAGAACUCCAUCCCACAAAGCAUUCGGCAUGGAAAUUUGAUUAGCUCUCACUUUUUUUUUUUUUGAUUCCACACCACUUUGAGACCUUGUUUUCAGGUCACAUUCGGGGCUGAAGCUUCAUCCCAUAUAAAUAUCAGAGGCAUCAGUGAGCACAGGGACACUCAGGAUCUGGCAGCUGAAGAGCAGAUUUGGACGUAAGCCAUGGAUGUACCCCGACCAUUCCUACUCCUCCUGUGUGCCCUCCAUCUGACCUUGAGCGGAGUUUUCAGCAAACACAUAGAUCACAGAAACCUGUUCACACAGAGAGUGUGCUGCAAAAGACAGAGUCAUUUUGUCUACAUUGGUCAAGACAUCUCUGGGAGUCCUGUCAGCGUUGAUGUGGGGAUGUGCAGGUCGCACUGUGGGGGAGCAUCCAGGCCAUUACAUGAAGCAGGGCAGCGGGAUUACUCCAAACAUUCCUCAAUGCUGGAAUUUCUCAGAAGCAAAAAAAUGAGAACGCGCGGAGCUGCAGCUCCAGAGAGCCCGGAGCCCCUGAACCAGCUGCCCUCCUGCGGCAUGAACCAGGUGUGUGAGCCGACCGGGAUGCGUGUGGAGCGGGUGCUUCUCUUCGAGGGACCCCGGGAGGUGGAGGUGAUCGAGGAGUGCCACUGUGAGCUCAAGAUGACCCAGUGCGUCCGCGUCCCCGCACUGAGGACUUACUACUCCGAGACGCCAUAUGAGACAGUCAUCGACGUGGGAGGAUGCUCUCGGUCCAAAGGCUCACCAGAGGGUUUCUCCUGCGUCCCCACUAAGUUUGAUUCAGCCUUGGUGGACACCCCCAACAAAGCGGACCUGAUCCAGACUGUGACAGCCUGUGAGCUGAAGGAAAGCUGCUACAGGGUCCCAUAUGUGGAGUAUUACUAUGAAACAGUCCACCACGCUGAUGGAGUCAAAGAGGAGAGGCUCAAAGAAAUAGAUGUGGGCAGAUGUUUGGGAGGUUGCACUACAGGAAACCGAUGCCUUCUCAGGAGUCCAUCUGAUCCAGAGAUCUGCCACUUAUGGGCUGAGAGACAGUCCAGCUCCUGUGUUCCCCAGGGCCACGAGAGCCACAGCUUCCUUAACCAGCACGGGCAGCUACGCACUGUGCUCUCCAUCACUUCUUGCCUGUGCCAAAACUGAACACUGCGCCCCCUACUGGAAAAUAACUUCCAAUCCUUUCUUGUCAAGUUUCAACUCUAGUAGCUGCAGCCCAUUGAUGACCCCAUCAAAUAUUAUAACAUUUGUUUAAGAAUUUGCUACCCUAAUGUAUUAUUGUAUUAUAUGUAAUAUAUGUAAAAAUGAUAAUUUUGUAAAUAAAUUUAAUACA